AUGCGGUCCAUGAUCCUCUUCUCCGCCAUCGCUUGUCUGGCGACGCUGCCCGGCCCAGGGAUGGCGCAGGGAGACGCUUGCGUCGCCCUCACACCCGACACCACUGGGGUGGUGGGUAACGAUGGCAUCACCAACCCGCUGCUCCUCAACACCCUGGUGGCGGGCGUGGAUGAGGCGCUCGUGUUCCCGGAUUCUAAAUCCAUCGUGUGA
Auxenochlorella protothecoides is the source of this 210-nucleotide messenger RNA. RefSeq lists its product as hypothetical. The record is from RefSeq and is a predicted model, not a curated record. The transcript has 2 exons. NCBI's taxonomy places the organism in Eukaryota, Viridiplantae, Chlorophyta, Trebouxiophyceae, Chlorellales, Chlorellaceae. The coding region runs from base 1 to 210 and encodes 69 amino acids.